Molecule: messenger RNA, 2240 nt
Organism: Syngnathoides biaculeatus (alligator pipefish)
Lineage: Eukaryota; Metazoa; Chordata; Actinopteri; Syngnathiformes; Syngnathidae
Gene: zpr1
Product: ZPR1 zinc finger
Exons: 1
Coding region: 156-1502 (448 amino acids)
Cellular component (GO): cytoplasm; nucleus
Molecular function (GO): zinc ion binding
Source: RefSeq, a predicted model, not a curated record
CCGAAGAAGACAAUGCGGAAGAAGUCUGGACGACGUCACAGCUAGCAUGUGCUGCAUCUGACACUGUGUAGUCUAGAACAUUCUCCCUGGUCACCGUCGGGCGACAUAGUUAAAACAUUUAAGCCGCCAAGGAAUAAUAUUAUCGAGUCUUCGAGAUGUCCGUCAUUGCCCAGCCACACGUUCGCGGGGGGAGCGUCUUUAAAGACCUGAGCGCCGACGACGAAGACUGGCAACCCACCGAGAUCGAGAGCCUGUGCAUGAACUGCUUCCAGAACGGUACGACACGUUUGCUCCUCACCAAAGUCCCCUUUUUUAAAGAAAUCAUCGUCAGCUCAUUCAGCUGCGACCACUGCAAGUGGUCCAACACGGAGAUCCAGUCCGCGGGUCGCAUUCAAGAGCAAGGCGUGUGCUACACGCUCAGAGUGACGAGCAAACGCGAUUUGAACCGGGAGGUGGUCAAAAUGGACAGCGCGACCACCAGGAUACCUGAGCUCGAUUUUGAGAUCCCUCCUUUUACACAGAAAGGCGCCCUCACCACCGUUGAGGGCCUUCUGGACCGAGCCGUGGCCGGGCUGGAACAAGACCAAGCGGCCAGGCAAGAGGCCGACCCCGAGGUGGCCGGCAAAAUCCACACCUUCCUCCAGAAGCUCAAGAAGUUGAAAGACGUGGAGGAGGCGUUCACCGUGGUGAUCGAGGAUCCGUCGGGCAACAGUUUCGUGGAGAACCCCCGCGCCCCGCAGAAGGACGAGUCCCUGACGGUGUCGUGGUUCCGGCGCAGCGUGCAGCAGGAGAAGCAGCUCGGCUUGCGGGCCGACGACGAACCGGAAGACGAACCGCCCCCGGGCGACGACCUGGACACCAUGAGAAGCGAGGUGCUGGUCUUCAACACCAACUGCCCCGAGUGCAACGCGCCGGCGUCCACCAACAUGAAGCUGGUGCAGAUCCCGCACUUCAAGGAGGCCAUCAUCAUGGCCACCAACUGCGAGGCCUGCGGCCACCGCACCAAUGAGGUCAAGUCGGGCGGCGCCACCGAGGAAAAGGGCACCAGGAUCACGCUGCGCAUCACCGCCGUGUCCGACAUGACGCGGGACCUGCUCAAGUCGGAGACGUGCUCCGUCUUCAUCCCCGAGCUGGACUUCGAGUUGGGCAUGGCGGCGCUGUGUGGCAAGUUCACCACCGUGGAGGGCCUCCUGACGGACAUCAAGGACCUGGUGGUGGCCAAAAACCCCUUCCUGUGCGGGGACAGCAGCGACUUGAGCCGCGCGCAAAAGCUGCAGGAGUUCGGCAAUAAGAUCGACGGCAUCAUCGCGGGGAAGACGCAGGUCCACCUGGUCCUGGACGACCCGGCCGGGAACAGCUACUUGGAGAACGUGUACGCGCCCGAGGCCGACCCAGAAAUGAAGGUGGAGACGUACGAGCGCACCUUUGAGCAGAACGAAGAGCUCGGCCUCAACGACAUGAAGACGGAAAACUACCAGGAGGACAGCGAAAAGCGAGAUUGAACUCCCGACUAAUGUUUUAUCGUAUCACGUUUUUGGACUUCUGGAGUUCGGUGCUGCUUGGGACAUUUUAAUAAUUUGGGUCACCAUACGGAAAACCACGUAAUGAACAGUGGAAAUCUUACUACUGUGUUGAAUUGUUCAUGUACAGUCCACUCUUUAUCUUAUCGAGUAAGACAAUUCAGCGCACUAGGAGCAUGACUACAAUACCAGUAGGGCAAAACUGCACUCGUGGACGGACAACUGGUUGCGGAUUUUCUAGUGACGCUUUAAAUUCCUACUAGCUAACAUCUACGUUUCACGAGUGGUACUUGUAGCAUGCAGAUGUUAUGUAGUGCACAGUUUUGCCCCACUGGUCACCUCUGGAUGGAUAAUAGAUCUGGAAUAAAAGGGCAAAGAUGGAUUUUGGUUGCAGUGCAUCAAAAUCUCACAAGAGGGCGCUCCAGGAUUGUCUCAAUUUAGAUUUUUCCAAACGUCAGCAUAAUUUAACAGAGCAGCGGUCGAUGAAAAAUUAGUGUAUUUUUUUAACAUUAUAAUGUCGCAUUUUAUUUGGACAAUGCCCUAUUUGCCUACAUAUGAUUUUUUUUUUUUUUUUUUUUUUUUUUGGGGGGUGGGGGGGCUUGUAUGUUUGUGAGAUGAUUAUGUCCAAUCAACUGCAGAACUAUGUUGUACAUUUAUCAUAUGUUUAAAAAAAUGUUAAGCGCAAAAAACGAUUGGGAAAUAAAGUUGUCGUGAUGUCAA